Molecule: messenger RNA, 993 nt
Organism: Lathyrus sativus (Indian pea)
Lineage: Eukaryota; Viridiplantae; Streptophyta; Magnoliopsida; Fabales; Fabaceae
Source: the annotation of a GenBank genome assembly
AUGCAAGGGGAAGCUAAGGCUAUGGCUAUGGCAUCAGCAAAUAGCAUCAUCUCAAUUUCCUCUGCUUCAUUGUUGAAUCGAAUUCCUCAACAAAAAACAACACCGCUAAUUAGCCUCCUAAAACACAACCAAGAUCAUGAACAACGUUGUACUUCAAAAUCCUCUUCCACCUUCACUUCUCUUAAGAUAUCAACUCCAACAACCAGAAGGACAUGCAAGUUGAGUUGCUCAGCCUCAGCUUCAGAAGCUUCAACGCUUCCCUCUGCUCUUCUUUUUGACUGUGAUGGAGUUCUUGUUGACACUGAAAAAGAUGGCCACCGCAUUUCUUUUAACGAUACCUUCCAAGAGAAAGAACUAGGCGUUACAUGGGACGUGGAAUUGUAUGGUGAAUUGCUCAAAAUCGGAGGUGGAAAAGAAAGGAUGACAGCGUACUUUAACAAGACAGGUUGGCCUGCGAAUGCCCCGACAGGCGAACAAGAAAGGAAAGAUUUCAUAGCUUCACUUCACAAGCGAAAGACGGAAUUAUUCAUGGUGCUUAUUGAGAAAAAACUGUUGCCUCUUCGCCCAGGUGUUGCAAAGCUUAUCGAUCAGGCUUUAACUCAAGGAGUCAAUGUUGCAGUUUGCAGCACUUCCAAUGAGAAGGCGGUCUCCGCAAUAGUAUCAUUUUUACUCGGACCUGAGCGAGCAGAAAAAAUCCAAAUAUUUGCAGGAGACGUAGUUCCCCGCAAAAAGCCUGAUCCAGCCAUUUAUCUAUUAGCAGCCAGCACUCUCGGUGUCGAGCCUUCAAGAUGCGUUGUGGUCGAGGACAGUGCCAUAGGCCUAGCAGCUGCUAAAGGAGCUGGGAUGAAGUGUAUAGUCACAAAGAGCGGAUAUACAGCAGAUGAAGAUUUCCUGAAUGCAGAUGCUGUAUUUGACUUCAUUGGUGAUCCUCCUGAGGAGCGAUUCGAUUUGGCAUUUUGCGGUAGCCUUCUUGAGAAACAAUAUGUCAGGUAG